Molecule: messenger RNA, 879 nt
Organism: Penicillium psychrosexuale
Lineage: Eukaryota; Fungi; Ascomycota; Eurotiomycetes; Eurotiales; Aspergillaceae
Exons: 8
Coding region: 1-879 (292 amino acids)
Source: RefSeq, a predicted model, not a curated record
AUGCGCUCUGCAGUCACCAGAGUCUUGUGGCUCUAUGGAUUCCUUUUGGCGACUACCAUUUCUGGAGUCUGCGGAGAUACAGAACCGAAUUUCAUGAGCGUGCGAAAGAAUGUAACAAAGGAGUAUAAGAGUGAACGUGCGAUACCGAAAGAGAAGUACUUUCAUGAAUCAGAAUUCAAUCAUCAUUAUGACGGCCGAUACGCCAAUGCCAGUCUCCCAGAUACAAAAGUCAUCCCAUAUCUCUCGGAUCUAAUCCAAACAUAUUUCACAACAAUGAACGCAAUCGGUGCAGAGACAUGGAUCAUGCAUGGGACUCUCUUGGCCUGGUGGUGGAACCAGAAGGUCUUUCCAUGGGACGACGAUCUAGAUGUGCAGAUCUCGGAGGCGACGAUCCAUUUCUUGGCGGAUUACUAUAACAUGACAGAGCAUCAUUUCGAUCUUCCUAACGUCGACGGCGGCCGUACAUACAUGCUCGAGGUCAAUCCUCAUUAUGUCGUCAAAUCUGAGAGGGACACUUUGAAUAAGAUUGAUGCCCGGUGGAUUGAUAUGUCGUCCGGUCUUUUCAUCGAUAUCACUGCUGUCCGCAAGGAUGAGGCUAAGCGGCUGAAUGGCCAUCCGGAAGCGCUAAUGUGCAAGGAUAAACAUCACUAUGAAGAGAGUGACAUCUUCCCGCUGCGCGACAGUCUCUUCGAGGGUGUUCCGGUCAAAAUUCCAUACGCUUAUACAUAUCUCCUCGAAGAAGAGUAUGGCCCAAAGGCACUCACGCGAACGAGCUUUUAUGGUCACAUCUUCAAUGAACAGACCAAGAUUUGGGAGUCUGCGGUGCGUAAAUUCAAGCGCUCGCUUCGACGAGGCUCACGCGGUAACAACUUACCAUAA